UUUCAAAAUUGUAAAAGCUAAGAACUAGUUUAGUUCUUGAAAUGAAUUUAUAUUUGUGGUGGAUACAAUUCCAAAUUUUCAACGUAGAAGCCAUAAGUUUGGAGCCAAUAAAGAUUGAUAAAAUCUCCAAGAAUUUGAGUUCAAUUUUCGGUAUCGACACGAGAAUUUUGUUGAUGAAUAGGUCUGUCCUGCGACUCUGACGAGCAUGCUGUCCAAUUUGCAGAAAGAAAAAAAUCAUAAUUUUGCAUAAAGCGUCAACCCCCAUAACAAUUUGACUGAGACAACCCACCGAUUGAAAACGCCAGUGACAGAAACGAGAAACUAGAUACGGAUUAGCGCAUAAAGAAUAAGUAAUGAGAUAGAUAGAUCACAGAAGCGAAGCGAAGCGUUAUGUUACCCAAAAUGUCAACCAUGUCUAUGUCCAUGUCCUUGUCCUUCCAAUCUGACAUGCUCUCUACUCUGUGCAAAGGCUCUUCCACCUUCUGCUCCCUCCCACGCGCCACCGCACCCUUCCGCCUCAGGGCUUUCUCCACCGCCUUCUCCGACAAGCCCUCCGUCUGCACCGCCGACGAACUCCACUAUGUCUCCCUCUCCAAUUCCGAUUGGAAACUCGCUCUCUGGCGCUACCACCCUUCGCCUCUCGCACCUCCGAGGAAUCAUCCUCUGUUGCUAUUGUCGGGAGUGGGAACUAACGCCGUUGGAUAUGACCUUUCUCCUGAGUCAUCAUUUGCACGUUACAUGUCUGGUCAGGGAUUUGAAACUUGGAUUCUUGAAGUACGAGGAGCUGGGUUGAGUAUUCAGGGUUCAAAUUCCAAAGAUAUUGAACAGUCUGCCAAUGCAAUGUCUGAGAAGAUGGAAGCUGCUUCAGAAAGUGCUAUUGCUACCAAUGGAGCAGUGGCUUCAAACAAAGAAUUGAAUAACGUCUCUUUUUGUGCGGUAUCUGAACCUGAGAUUUCUGCCCCUAAUGGAGUAGAAACUGAAAAUGUGGCAAUCAAAGGUGAUCUAACUAGGUUAGGUACUGUUUGGGAUGAAUCAAAGUUGGUGGCAAGAUUGACCGAGACUUUAAUGCUUUUGUCAGAAAGAGUCUCUGGGUUUCUGAGCGAAAGUCAAUCAAGGGUGAUGUUUACCAAAUUUCUAGAUCAGAUUUCAAAACUUUUGGUGGAUUCUCCAUUAUAUGAACAAUUCAAUGAGGUAAGGGGAAAGCUUUCAACUUUGUUCGAAACAAAGCAAAACACUGGUAUUACUAGUCAAAUAACUGAUCUGAGUCAAAAACUAGUAAAUAUUAUCGAGGAAGGUCAGCUAUCUGUUUCUCCUCCAUUAUUUGAUCUACAAGCUCGUUUUACUUCUACAAUCGAAGAUUUUCAGAAGCAACUUGACUUGAUGGUGAAGUAUGAUUGGGACUUCGAUCAUUACUUGGAAGAAGAUGUUCCUGCAGCGAUAGAAUACAUAAUGAAACAAAGCAUGCCUAAAGAUGGAAAAUUGCUUGCAAUUGGACACUCCAUGGGUGGUAUCCUGCUUUACUCCAUGCUGUCACGGUUUGGUUUUGAAGGAAAAGAAUCCAACUUGGCUGCAGUAGUUACACUGGCUUCAUCUCUGGACUACACAUCAUCCAAAUCAACUCUGAAGUUACUCUUACCGCUAGCAGAUCCUGCACAGGCUCUGAAUGUUCCUGUUGUUCCUUUAGGGGCAAUGUUAGCAGCAGCUUAUCCUCUUUCUUCUCGUCCACCAUAUGUAUUCUCAUGGUUAAAUACUUUGAUUUCUGCUGAGGACAUGAUGGAUCCAGAUUUAUUAAAAAGACUUGUUUUGAAUAACUUUUGAGGAUUGGUUGUGAACAUGGUAUCAGAGCUGCUUUGAGCAAGUGGUAAGGAGUUUGAUUCUUUUCCCCAUUCUUUUGAAUUUUGGUACAAAGAGAAAUGAGCUAGUGCAUAGGAUUAUUUGUGACAUAGCAUGGGAUAUAGUUUCUUUGAACUGCUGGGUAGUGCCCUUCAGAUAGUAAACUUCAUUUUGGAACCAGUAGUGAUAAGUCAAUAUCUGGGUUGUCAUGUCACAACUCUGUUGUUAAAUUGCAAACUAUUGAUUCUUAUCGUCCGUAAUUGCGAAAUUCAAUUCAUUUCCAAAGUGCAGUUGAUAUUUUAAAUAAUGGUGGAGUCAACAGCUUCAUUGUUGGAUUAAUACUAUCAGGCAAAAAUUGAAUAAUUCCUGGCCUUUCAUAUUCUCUUAAGAAAGUGUGAAAGAGCAAUCCAUUCUUCUAAUGUGUAUUUUAAGUGUCAAAUUUGUGGAAUACAUUCUUUGUGGACUUAACAGUUUGGUUUCUCAUGUUUUGGAUUCUUACAGAACCGCUGUUCGACAUGCCUUCUUUCUAAUGCUUAUUUAGUUGUUUCAGUAUUUAUAAACUAUCCUGGUGGCUCCAUUUUAGAGAUAUUAAGAAUUGUGUGUUAUACAUUGUUAUUUUACAGAAUCUUAACAAGUAGGAUAUUUGUAGUUAAAACUUAUAUAGUCUGGAAUAACACUGUUACAGGAAGUGCAGUGCACAUAUUUUUAUUCUUUAGUUAAGCAAAUUAUAUAUUGACUAAUCAAUAUUAUUAACACCCGACCUUCAUAUGAUACAAUUACAACUGGUAGGCACCAUACCCGCAAAACUUGUCUUGCAGCUCACAACAGCAUUUCGAGAGCGUGGUUUAUGUAACAGGAAUGGGACCUUUUUUUACAAGGAUCAUCUACACAAAAGCAAUACCCCUAUCUUAGCUAUUGCUGGAGAC
Glycine soja is the source of this 2759-nucleotide messenger RNA. RefSeq lists its product as uncharacterized. Bases 391 to 1818 code for a protein of 475 amino acids. The transcript is spliced from 7 exons. Lineage: Eukaryota; Viridiplantae; Streptophyta; Magnoliopsida; Fabales; Fabaceae. Gene Ontology annotation, biological process: proteolysis. The record is from RefSeq and is a predicted model, not a curated record. Gene Ontology annotation, molecular function: serine-type endopeptidase activity.